UCAAAAUGGUAGACUUAGGAAAGAUGAAAAGAGAUGUAAAGCCGCCAUGUUUUCAUGUAAACUGACAAAAUACAAAACUUUUACGGAGUAGUUACACCAAUGGAUCGUAAAGUAGCUUUAACAAGCAAGAACUCUAAUGUAGACAGGCAAGGUUGCGAGAAAAAGAUUAAAAGUGGUCCCAACGUGAAUGUAGUGGAAAGUAAGACAGCGCGCAAAAAUCAUUUGAAGAUCACAACAUUUAUCAUGGAGGCUGGCCAAAGAUUAAAGCUCCCGCCAGGCACUUGUGCUUCUGCUUGUGUUCUAUAUCAUCGUCUGUACAAGCAGUAUUUUCAGAGUGAAUAUGAUCCAAAUCUUGUUGCCACUGCUGCUUUGUAUUUAGCAUCCAAAACUGAGGAAUCUCCUUGCAAGUUACGAGAUGUGAUAAAUGUAUCUUACAGGUUAUUACACAGAGAUAAACCACCAUUGGAGGUAGGGUCUCUGUAUUGGGAACUUCACGACAGUGUGGCUAAUUGUGAGCUGAUGAUUUUACGAGCUCUUCAGUUUCAAGUCAGUUUUGACAGUCCACACAAGUAUCUUCUCCAUUACCUGAACUCACUUGAAGACUGGCUAGACAAGGAAUGUACUAUCACCAGUUCUUUAAGUCAACUUAGCUGGAGUAUUUUGCAAGAUAGUUUCCACACUACAUUAUGUUUGGAAUACAGUCCAGCUGUUAUUGCAAUAGCGAUGAUCUACUUUUCUCUAACAUGCCUUGGGAUUGAUGUUCCAUCACAGGGUGCAAGACAUUCCUGGUGGAAGGCCUUGUGUCCAAGAAGCACAGAAGACGAAAUACAAGCUAUAAUACUCCAUAUGAUUGACUUCUAUUCAUUGGAAAACGUAGUUAGCGAUUGAAAAUUUGAACAUACUAAUUCUUUAGACCGUUUACUCAUGCCCAAUUACCCCAGUUCCACGGAAGGAAAAAGAAACUUGGUAAAGAACUCCGUCUGCGCUGUCAAAGUGUGAGACCAUAAUGUAGAUAAUAUUGUUUUUCGCUAUAAGAUGUAUAAA
Pocillopora verrucosa is the source of this 1044-nucleotide messenger RNA. Its product is annotated as cyclin-Q. Gene Ontology annotation, molecular function: cyclin-dependent protein serine/threonine kinase regulator activity. The record is from RefSeq and is a predicted model, not a curated record. NCBI's taxonomy places the organism in Eukaryota, Metazoa, Cnidaria, Anthozoa, Scleractinia, Pocilloporidae. Gene Ontology annotation, biological process: regulation of transcription by RNA polymerase II. Gene Ontology annotation, cellular component: nucleus.